AGGCAGGAACGCGUUGUGUUGUUGUUUAUCGGUGAUCGAUUGCAAAUAACUGGCAAUACUAUGAAACGCCUAUUGAUUGAUCUCCACAACAGUCGCUGCUGACCCGAGACAACAUUUGAUAUCGGACGCGAGACGUCGAGCUUUAAUUGGAGUGAAAAGCAACCGACAUUUUGUGGAAGAAAGCGCUCUGUAGUAGCCCUUGCUCGUCAUUCGUCGACUCGGUACAGCGUUUUGUCCCCGCCGAACGCCACCACCGUUGGACUUGGUUUUCCUGCGGCUGUUAGCUUGUGUUGCUUCGGGGGAGCCGACAUUGUGCCGAUGAACGUGCCAGUGUAAUUCGCCAUCGCUAACGGGCGUGAGUGCACCGAUUGGGGGAACGUUUCUCGCUCGGUGCUCUUCGAGUGUUCAAGUUAAACUUGGCUGUGGUUCUUGUCGCCAACGCUCGGUAGCUUAGCCAUGUUGCUUCCGUGAGGGCUUUACUGCGCCUCGUCGAGCUCACUGCUACAGCCUAUGUACCGGCAGUUGAGCUUGUUUUGUUUAUUCGCGAUUAACUCAAUGUGUUGACUUAAGUGCUCAUCGUCAUUUUGAAGUGCUUCCCAUAUUAAAAAAAAAAGGCAGAGAAGCCGAGACAUAACUGCUAGUGUCAUCUUUUCUAUUUGGACAAUUUUGUGUUGGCAUUUGUCACUUUGGUUCCGCUUGCAACUCAGUUUUAAAGGCAUUAAGAGGCAGCAUUUGGUUAAGAUCGUCUUCCGACUUAUCUAGCUGGAAAGAGGGACUGGAAAGCCGCCCGACGAGGGAGGUUCUCUUCGGCUUGUCUCCCACCACCCCGCCUUCCUUAUCCGCUCCAACCGGCCAUGGACCCACCAAGGACGCGUUCUCGAUCCAGGUCCGGCUUCUAUCAUUUCGCCGUGAACAACCCCGCUGGAGGUAACAGUGGCGGUAACGGGAGCACGAUGAGCGCCAGCGGGGGAGGAGGAGGGAUGGGCUUCUCGCAGCAGAGUAACGCCGGCUGGGCCCCGCACCACGGCGGCCGUGGCGGCUAUUCUGACAGCCAGCCGCAGCAGCCUGGGACUUACCUGGCCGCGGGGGUCCAGCGCCACGGAGUGCACCGGCACCCCGGGACGGGAGGAGUGCUACACUUUCAUCCAGAUAAUGUGUUCAGUGAGGAUCGGGACAAAAUUGAAGAAAGCCCAAGCCCAAAAAGGCAGCGUCUUUCCCAACAGUCCAUUUUAGAUCUAAGCUCCAUACCUUCCUCGACCCCUUCAUCUCCCAUUCGCCCCUGGGAACUCCCCCCUAGUCGCAGAUCGCACGGCCACUACACACCAGAGCGAUGUCACACACCUGUCCGCAAUCGAAGAAGCCCCCCAAUGAGGCGCCCGCGUGCCCGCAGAGACUGGCUGACACGUCAUCACCACUCGCACAAUCACCACCACCAUUACAACAACAACAGCAGCAGCAACCAUCACAACUCCAACACUCACCCUCACCAUCACCACCACCACCACCAUCAUCAUCUGCAUUCCCACCUUGGGCUGUCACCGGGUCAUCAAGAUGAGAACUACCGUCACCCAGGCCAACCGCAGGGCUACCCACCCUAUGGCCAGCAGCCUCCUAGAGGGGUGGGCCCCGUAAUUGAAGAGCGCCAAGUUUACCAUCCCCCAAAUCCCUCCCCAAGGCCCCUUCAUCCAUCUUCAAACUUGUCUCCACGACUGUUGCACCCUGCUGCGCAUCCUCAGCAUCCAAUCUCAUCACAGCAACAGAGCAGUGGGAUGUUGGACCUCCAGGAGCAGGUUUCAGCUCCGGUGUCGUAUCCAGCAUCGCCCCCAGGGGUGCCACCUGGUCUGCCACCUCGUUCAGUCUCACAACAGAUCCCGGCAUGCUCAUUAGUCUUCAAUGGACAGCACUAUCCUGUCUGCAGCGUUGCCCCAUCUGUCCUGCAGACUUGUUCUGUGCAGCACCUACCCAUUCCCUACCCGUUCCCUUCUCUGCUGUCCAGUGACCAAGCCUUCCUCCUCCCCCCUCCCCCCCACCUCCCACAUCCUCCCACACACCUUUCCCACCAUCCACCUCAGGUGCCGCAGACUGGACAGUUUGGACCUUACACGACACCGCAGGCCCGAUCACCUUUACAGAGGAUAGAGAAUGAUGUGGAGCUGCUGGGAGAGCAUUUGUCUUUGGGCGCAGGGCUCCAUUACCCUCCUGCCCCCCACCCGGCUCUCGCGUCACAUUCCACACAGCUCCACUUCCUUUCCCAUGAGCCCCUGUCCCAGGAGUUCUUUGGAGUGUCCUACCCGAACUUCAUUCCUCGUCGCCUCGCGGGCCGAAGGUACCGUUCGCAACAGCCACUACCGCCUUCGCCUUAUCACCCCAGCUUCCUGCCUUACUUCCUUUCAAUGCUGCCAGUCCAGCCAACUGGCCCUGCGAUCAGUCUUGAGCUGGAUGUCGAUGAUGGAGAAGUGGAAAAUUACGAGGCCCUCCUCAAUCUUGCUGAGCGCCUCGGGGAGGCCAAACUCAGAGGACUCACCAAGGCUGACAUUGAGCAGCUUCCUUCCUAUCGCUUCAAUCCAAAUAACCACCAGUCUGAACAGACACUGUGUGUGGUGUGUAUGAGUGAUUUUGAGUCCCGACAACUGCUGCGAGUUCUGCCCUGCAGCCACGAGUUCCACGGCAAGUGUGUCGACAAGUGGCUGAGGGCCAAUCGGACAUGUCCAAUUUGUCGGGCCGACGCCUCCGAAGUCCAGCGAGACUCUGAGUGAUCACGUGAUGUGCUACAAUACAAAUGUCGAUCUGACAUGUUCAGCGCAGCCUGCUCUGGACUUAUUACAUGUACAUGAUUGUAUACAAAGGUACAAACAGACACACCAUUUCUUCCAUUAUUUCUGUUGUAAGUUGUGUGUACCCUCUCGUGCUCUGUCUUGCCGCGUUAUUUUAUUUUUUUAAAGGGCACAAAUUUCCUACUUUGCAUACUUAAUUAUGUGUGUGUUAGCGUGUGUAACAUAAGAGUUGCAAGUAUUUUGGUCAGUUUAAUUAUGCAAGCCUGUGGAAAGGGAUCAUGUGUGAGAUUUUUUUUCCAAUAUUCGAGCAUGUGCGUAUGUGUCAAGAGUAAAGACAUCCCUUCUCUUCUCACGAGUGACUGGUGAUACUCUUAUUUGUACAUUUCUGCACAAUUGGUCUUUGUGUACAGCAUGUGUUGUAUUAUUAAAUUCCUUUUCCUCCAUUUUCAGUUCAAGGGUCCACGUUGCCACUAUUUAAUCUUUGUGUUAUCUUGUUGAUGCUACAUUAUGAAUUAAUAAUUUUGACCAUAAUGACUGUCUUGUCUUGUGUUUACCUCAUUACUGUCUUCACAAUUUAUAAGCACUUCACAGCACUAAUAUGAAAUUAAAGCACAUUAUACAUGGUCUUCUUUUUCCCCCUCAUUUGAAUGAUUGACUUUGCAGUGGAAAAUAUAUACGAGAUAUGUCUCUAUAUAAAUAUACUGUAUAAAUGUAUGAAUAUCUGUAUACCAAAUAAAAAGCUUGAUAUGAACUUUUUAAAGUUG
Molecule: messenger RNA, 3538 nt
Organism: Syngnathoides biaculeatus (alligator pipefish)
Lineage: Eukaryota; Metazoa; Chordata; Actinopteri; Syngnathiformes; Syngnathidae
Product: E3 ubiquitin-protein ligase RNF38-like
Exons: 12
Coding region: 855-2756 (633 amino acids)
Source: RefSeq, a predicted model, not a curated record